Molecule: messenger RNA, 4671 nt
Organism: Pan troglodytes (chimpanzee)
Lineage: Eukaryota; Metazoa; Chordata; Mammalia; Primates; Hominidae
Gene: NIPAL2
Product: NIPA like domain containing 2
Exons: 11
Coding region: 367-1518 (383 amino acids)
Biological process (GO): magnesium ion transport
Cellular component (GO): membrane
Molecular function (GO): magnesium ion transmembrane transporter activity
Source: RefSeq, a predicted model, not a curated record
GCGCGGGGACCUGUUGCGGACGGCCGCGGGGAUUGCCCCCUUGGGCAGUGCGGCCCCGAGGAUGCAGACACUGGCCCAGCGGAAGGAGGGCGCGGUGCGAGCCGGGCGGCCCCGGGAGGCCGCAGACCGCCGGGCUCCCCGCGGACACCUCGCACCGGAGGAGGAGAGGAGGCAGCGCCCGGCCAGGCUGGGAGCACCUACGGCCGCGCGGGGGCGGGAGCCAGGUGGCCUCGGCGCGCCCGCCUCGCCCGGGCACCGAGCAGGAAGUGGCUGCGGCGCGGCCCGGGCGCGGCCUCCUCGCGGUGCAACAGGGCGGGGAGGCGGCCGCAGCCCGAGCCGGAGCCCGAGCGCCGGGAGCGAGACCUCAUGGCAGUGUUGGCGCCCGCGGGCCCCGGGGACGCCGCCUCGGCCGCCCUGGACGAGCUGUCACUGAAUUUCACGUACGGGGCACCAGGCGCCGGCAACGGCUCCCUCUCGGGUGACUGGUACCGCAGGAACCAGAUUCACCUUUUUGGAGUUUUGCUGGCUAUUUUAGGAAACUUGGUGAUCAGUAUUUCUCUAAAUAUUCAGAAAUAUUCUCACCUUCAGCUGGCACAACAAGAGCAGCCAAGGCCAUACUUCAAGAGUGUGCUGUGGUGGGGUGGUGUCCUGCUGAUGGCCGUGGGAGAGACGGGGAACUUUGCAGCCUAUGGAUUUGCUCCCAUUACUCUGAUCGCUCCGUUAGGCUGUGUGUCUGUUACAGGUAGUGCCAUUAUUUCUGUUACAUUUCUGAAAGACAAUUUGAGAGCCUCAGACUUACUCGGUACGACACUGGCAUUUGCAGGAACAUAUUUACUGGUGAACUUUGCUCCAAAUAUAACUCAGGCAAUCUCAGCAAGAACAGUACAGUAUUACCUUGUCGGAUGGCAGUUCCUGAUCUAUGUGAUUUCAGAAAUAUUAAUUUUCUGCAUUCUCCUGUAUUUCUAUAAAAGAAAAGGAAUGAAGCAUAUGGUGAUUCUGCUGACCCUGGUGGCAAUUCUAGCCUCAUUGACUGUUAUUUCAGUAAAGGCCGUCUCAGGCAUGAUCACUUUUUCUAUGAUGGAUAAAAUGCAACUAACUUACCCCAUUUUCUAUAUCAUGUUUAUCAUCAUGAUAGCAUCUUGUGUUUUCCAAGUCAAGUUCCUGAAUCAAGCCACGAAACUCUACAAUACAACAACAGUGGUGCCAGUUAAUCAUAUUUUCUUUACAAUCAGUGCCAUCAUUGCAGGUAUCAUAUUUUAUCAGGAAUUCCUUGGUGCUGCUUUUCUCACUGUAUUUAUAUAUCUUUUUGGGUGUUUUCUGUCAUUCCUUGGUGUAUUUUUGGUCACAAGAAAUCGAGAAAAGGAACAUCUGCAACAGUCUUAUAUUGAUUUUGGAAAUAUUCCUGGGAAACAAAUGUUGGACAAAAUACAACCAGAUUCACAUAGCUUAUCCUAUGGAACUUUGCCUGAUGGAAGUGACUCAACAAAGAGCCAAAGUGGAGAGAAGAAAGAGGUCUAAAUGCUGAGAGGGAUGGCUGUUGGCCUGUUAUUCGAUACCACCUUUUUAAAAAAUUGCAUAUGUUCAAUUUGUGUCAGCAGCUCUUUUAUAAGCUGACAUGUGCUAGCAUUCAUUUCAGUCCUUUCCCCCACCUCAGCGUCUAUGGACAAUCGGGGACUUCCUAAGCUCUGACAGUCUAAUAUUUCCAUGGAAUGUGAUUUGGAGUGUUCCCCACACCCUGGACCUCUCCCUAGUGAUUAUCUAGCCAGCUACACCUUACUCAGAGCCCGGCUGCUCUAGCAGGAAUGUUGCACAGAAACAUACAUUUGCGGUUUGGCCACAGGUCGCAUAGGUGGCUUCUCCCACGGGUAGUGUCAGUUGCUUCACUUUAAAAAGUCACUUCAGCCCCACAACCUCACUCCCAAAAGAAAGGUUUGAGAGCGCUCAUUUUUUUUCUAAGACACCUUUUAUAAGCCUCCCUAUAAAAAUCUCACCUUUCAAGUCCUAAAUUAGAAUUGCAAGUCAUCUUUUCUGAAAACUAAUGCUAUCAAAGUCCUCCUUUGAAAAUUAAGGGUCUCUUUAAAAUUAGAAUUUAUAAAUGGCAUUCAGUGAUGGUGUACACCAAAAUUAAAAGACCUUGACUGGUGGGCUUUUUACAUGUAAGAAAGAGGAAGUUUAAGAAGUAGGACUCUGCUUGUUUCAGUAGCCCAUGUACUAAAAUAGGAACAAUGCAGAGAAGAUUAGCACAGCCCCUGCACAAGGCUGACACAUAAAUUCAUGAAGCGUUAGAGACAAAAAGUAGGACUAAUGUUUGUUUAUUUUUUAAUAAAAAUAUAGAAUGGUGAUGUUUUCUUCAGCUGUAUGAUUCUAUCAUGCUUGAAACUGAAGAAAAAUUUAAUAUCCUAUGUCUUUUUUAUAGAUCUUAUAAUUUAUCAGGUGGAUUUAUAUGUCUUAUUCUCCAUAUAGGUCUAAAAAAUCACAUUUAAAUUCUUAGUGAUAGUUUCACUACACAUCAUUUCUUCCCAAAGUCAUUAUCUCAAGCUUUGUAAAUUCUUCUAGAUAAAAGGAGAGUUGUGAUUAGAGAACUGAAUUUCAGCCAUUUAAACCUGUAGACAUAGAAAACAACCCAGUGGUCAAACCUGAGCUUCAAGAGGAAGCCCAAGUCCUCCUGUUUCCUGAAUGGCUUUUCCACUCCAAUUCAUCACAUAUCUGCUAAGACACAUUUGCAGGUAGAAUCCAUAAUAAUAUCUGUUAUUUAUGAUCUACCUAAUAUUUAAAGGAGAAGAAAAGAGGUAGCCUUCGUUGCAGCCAACAUCCAACAAUAAGUCUCACCCUUAAUGACAUUUCAAAGCCUUCAGAUCACUUCUGACAUGUCUGUCCAAUAUCAUUCCAAUCAAUAGUCUUGCAUUUAAAUAGGUUGUUUAACUCGGUGGUAUUGAGACUGUAACCUUAAUGGCUCAGGUCUUUUAGCUUUGUUCUUUGUCAUAAUCUGCACUCCUGGCCAGACUGACCAAACCUGGCUGCAAAGGAAAGAGAUUUGAAUUGAUCACCAAUGUAUGAAAAAUACAGAACCCAUGUCUGGCUCCUAAACUCCUGGUAAUAAUUCCCGCCAUUGUAGCAAGUGUCCCAUGCAUUCAGAUAAAGCAGUCAUAAUUUAUGGUGUAUUUUACCGAAUUGGUCCAGCAUAUUGGUACUACAAGGCUCAGCCAAGAAAUGUAUCUGGUGCCUUAAACUACAGAUUUCUGGUGACUCUUAAAACUGGUUUCAAAGAUUGAGAAAACAAUUAGGUUGAAGAGUUUUGCUUCAAGUAGACCUGCAUUCAUAGCUAGAGUGCAUGAGGUUUUCAGCACUGUAGAAUUUCACACAGGCACAAGCAUAACACCAGUACUUUAGCAGCCGCCAACAGUUGCAUCUAUUAAACGUUUUGAGAAAUGACAUUGACUUAUGCACAUUUAAGCAAUCAACAAUGUUUUAGAAGUCCAGGUAACAUAUAAAAUAUAUUCAGACCUAGUUUUACUUUCCAUAUUGUUGCUCCAAAGUAAGGUAAAUAGGAGUUUUAGUUGUACUGGCUUGUAAGAUUUUUUAAAUUACACAGUGCAUGACCACAACUAAAGCCAACUCAGUCCUUCUCUUGGCAUUGUGAGUUGAGGACCUUUAGCCAACUGUUAGCUCAUCUGACUAUUUGUCUAGACCAAGGGUCGGCAAAGUUUUCAGUAAAGACCCACAGAGUACAUAUUUUGGAGUUUGUGUUGUCUGUACCAACAGACAGACAUGGUGUCUGUCCCAACUACCCAACUCUGCCAUUGUAGCACUAAAGCAGCCAUAGACAAGAUGUAAACAGAAGAGCAUGGCUGUGUUCCAGUAAAACUUUAUUUACAGGCCAGGCAUGGUGGCUCAUGCCUGUAAUCCCAGCACUCUGGGAGGCUGAGGCUGACAGAUCAUCUGAGGUUAGGAGUUUGGGACCAGCCUGGUCAACAUAGUGAAACCCCAUCUCUACUAAAAGUACAAAAAUUAGCCAGGCGUGACGGUGGGUGCCUGGAGUCCCAGCUACCUGGGAGGCUGAGGCAGGAGAAUCACUUGAACCUGGGAGGUGGAGGUUGCAGUGAGCCGAGGUCAUGCCAUUGCACUCCAGCCUGGGCGAUAGAGUAAGACUGUCUCAAAAACAAACAAACAAACAAACAAACAAAAACAAGUGGCCAGUCUGUGAGCUAUAGUUCCCAACACCUGGUCUAGACUCUUCUGCCCUUGCUCUGCAGCUUCUUUCCUGUUGAUUGGGCGUUCAGGGAAGGAAUUUAAAAAGUGACACUCAUGGCUCAUGAAAAAUAAGAUACUUUGGGAGUGUGGAAACAUGGCUUGAUAUUUGCCUUCAGAUAUUUUUGCUCAUAUAAGUUCUAAAUGGAAGUGAUAAGUUCAUUCUUAGGGUCCAAGUUGAAAGGCAGUGGUUCUUUUGUGAACACCACUAACUACAUUCGAAAAGCCUCUCCAAUUCCACAUUCCAAGUCUAUAACAGCUUUGGAAAUGAGUAACAAUGACCUCUCAUGUAGUAGAUUAAAGCAGAGGCCUUUGCCAUAUGAUUGUUUUUGGCUUAAAUGUUUGCUUGCCCUGUAACUGUAAUACUUUGGUUACCAGAAUCACUUGAAAACAAAUACAAUAAAAAAAUUUCUCAAGCAGUGA